Amoebophrya sp. A25 is the source of this 646-nucleotide messenger RNA. The record is from the annotation of a GenBank genome assembly. Lineage: Eukaryota; Dinophyceae; Syndiniales; Amoebophryaceae.
AGCAGGCUCACGUAGCUUUUUUCCGAAAGUAUGACACUAAAUAGUAGCAAGCUCAACCAGCUUUUUUCCCAAAAUAUGACAUUUGUCUGGCCCAUAAUUUCUGAAACUGCUAGAUCUUCAGCGCGAAAUUGAAGCGUGCGCGUACAUCUUCGAAGAUAAAUCUAGAGUUUACUUUUUCACUACAGUUAUUCGCUGCGAAGAAAAUUGCUCGAAGAGUGGACAUCUGGGCUGACCUUCAUAAAUAGAGGGUGCUUAAAUAUGAAGGGUCAGGGUUUCGGUAGCUUUUCUAAGUGUAAAGCUACUGCGUUUGCACAUAAAGAGCAUCCGCGUCCAUCUCUCUGUGCAUUCUUCGCAGCAAAGACCUGUAGAGCGUAUCGCGAAUGCAUUACUUAGAUAGGCCACGCAAUCAAAAAACAUGUCCUUGAGGUCGGUCCAGUUAUUCUGGUGGGCCGUCUACGCGCCACCACGUUGACGGAACAGCUGCGACGUGAUUUUUCAUUCACCCAAGCGAGCGCUCUCGCGACAGCAUGCUGUGCAAUGUGGUCGAAUACACGACGCGGAGAAGCGUUUUAGUGCCUCCCAAUUAGGAAGCAUGCAGCAGAAUAGGCGGACACCUCGCAACAGCCCGAGGCAUGUCUCACCGAGG